AUGCUCUGUAAACCAAAAGAAAAACCAGCAAUCGCAUGUCCUGCUUUGGCCUCCUUAUUUGAAAACAACACGCGGCAAAACUCAACGAUUCAAAAGAGAAAAGAAAAGCAAGGGUUUUCUCUGAUUUAUGGGUUAAAUGAAGGAUUGAAGCGAGAGGGGAAAUGGGUUUCGAGUUGUUUUAUGGUUCAAUUCGUUGCGGUUUUGUUAUUGUGGGUAAUGAAGGUUUUGAGGAAAAUUUUGGUGAAUGAAGAUGGUGAAAAGGGGAGAUCGGAGGGUUCGCUUAAGGUUUGA
This is a messenger RNA of Lathyrus sativus (Indian pea), 291 nucleotides long. The record is from the annotation of a GenBank genome assembly. Lineage: Eukaryota; Viridiplantae; Streptophyta; Magnoliopsida; Fabales; Fabaceae.